Molecule: messenger RNA, 777 nt
Organism: Verticillium nonalfalfae
Lineage: Eukaryota; Fungi; Ascomycota; Sordariomycetes; Glomerellales; Plectosphaerellaceae
Gene: VMA8
Product: H(+)-transporting V1 sector ATPase subunit D
Exons: 7
Coding region: 1-777 (258 amino acids)
Biological process (GO): vacuolar acidification
Cellular component (GO): vacuolar proton-transporting V-type ATPase complex; fungal-type vacuole membrane
Molecular function (GO): proton-transporting ATPase activity, rotational mechanism
Source: RefSeq, a predicted model, not a curated record
AUGUCGGGUGCCGCUGAUCGAGAGGCCGUAUUCCCAACCCGGCAGUCGCUGGGUCUGAUGAAGGCGAAGCUGAAGGGCGCAGAGACGGGUCACAGCUUGCUGAAGCGGAAGAGCGAGGCACUCACGAAGCGUUUUCGGGAGAUCACAAGACGAAUUGACGAAGCCAAACGUAAAAUGGGUCGCGUAAUGCAGAUUGCGUCUUUCUCGUUGGCAGAAGUCACAUACGCCGUCGGGGGCGACAUUGGGUACCAGAUCCAGGAGUCUGCGAGGUCAGCGCGCUUUCGUGUUCGCACCAAGCAGGAGAACGUUUCUGGAGUGCUUCUGCCGACCUUUGAAAGUUACGUCACUGAAGGGAACAACGACUUUGGACUCACUGGCCUCGGCAAGGGCGGCCAACAAGUUCAGCGUUGCCGCGAAACCUACGCUCGUGCUGUGGAGGCCCUUGUCGAGCUAGCCAGCCUGCAAACUGCUUUCGUGAUCCUCGAUGAGGUGAUCAAGGUUGUUAAUCGUCGAGUGAAUGCAAUUGAACAUGUUAUCAUCCCACGCACCGAAAACACGAUCAAAUACAUCAAUUCCGAGCUCGAUGAACUGGACAGAGAAGAGUUCUACCGCCUGAAAAAGGUUGCAGGAAAGAAACAAAGAGACACCGCUGCGGCUGAUGCGGAAAUGAAGGCGAAGAGAGAAGCUGCUCUAAGCAGGACCGGACAGAAUGAUAAGGUGGACGACGGCCCUACUGACUUGCUAGCCGCCGAGGAGGACAACGACGUUAUUUUCUAG